Messenger RNA from Melampsora larici-populina 98AG31, 807 nucleotides. RefSeq lists its product as uncharacterized. The coding region runs from base 37 to 360 and encodes 107 amino acids. The record is from RefSeq and is a predicted model, not a curated record. Lineage: Eukaryota; Fungi; Basidiomycota; Pucciniomycetes; Pucciniales; Melampsoraceae. The transcript has 3 exons.
AAUGGGGAUGUCGUGAAUAAAGUCGGAUCAGCUCAAAUGGCUUGGGCCGGUAAAUUGAGUGGAGGAGCAGUACUUAUCUUAUCAAGAGCAGAUCGAGUGCACUCCAAAGAUCUUCCACCACCUGGAAAACCUUCUAAUUCGUCAAAUGAAUUGAUAGAAGCUUGGAAAGUGACUGCUGGAAGUGAGGAAGUAGAUCACCUGGUCUCAGCGGGUCAUGUCACAAUCAGCAACCCAUUGUAUGAAGAUGUUGGGCAUGAGCACGUCACGGGCUACAUCACUGAGCUUGGUUUGAUGGAGCAUGAUAUGUUAUGUGAAUUUGCUAAUAUACGAUUGGAUCUCGAGAAGGCCAUUUGGGGUUGAUUGAGCCUGUUGAUUUUUUGAUUCAUGUCACCCCAUCGUUUGCUAACUGAGGCCCACUCCGUCAUGAUUCAUUUUAAGAUGCUCUGUUGGAGGAAAAUCUUGGCUGGCCUGUUAUUGUAUUGCUCCUACUGACGACCCUAUGCUCGCAAUUCUCUGCCUGAUAUAUGUAUACAUACUGACGAAUGUAUCUUGUUGCUUGAAAUAUGCUUUUCUUUAUAACGUGUUAUCAUGACAUAUUCCUGGCAUGUAUAUACUCUGCCAUACAUACGCAAACUUACACGUGUCGUUUGCUCCAUAUGGGACUUGUUAAUUUUGUGGCAAUGUGCUUUGUGAUCUUUUUUAGUCCUUUUUGAAGUGAUGGAACCAAAAGUGUUGUAAAAUCUUCCUGUUUUUCUGGUCAAUCUCUUGACUGCAACUAUGAUCAGGUGCCUGACAGUUCAUUCUGGC